Alternaria metachromatica is the source of this 552-nucleotide messenger RNA. RefSeq lists its product as uncharacterized. The record is from RefSeq and is a predicted model, not a curated record. The transcript has 2 exons. The coding region runs from base 1 to 552 and encodes 183 amino acids. Lineage: Eukaryota; Fungi; Ascomycota; Dothideomycetes; Pleosporales; Pleosporaceae.
AUGUCUCUUACACUGGAUAUCGUGGAUAUUCUUGAUGAGUUGAAUAUGCUGCUUCUUGUCCUGGAGCAGCAAAUCAACGUGCUACUUACCGUGAAAGACCAGUUUCAGAACAUGAAAUCAGGGACCGAUCUAACCAAACGGCUCAAUAAAGUCCAGAUCAACGUUAAUGCAACUUCACUGGGAAAUUUGUUCGUGGAUCAGCCACGGAACGGCGACUCAGAAACCGAAAUAAGAGUCGACGCUACCAGUGUAGGCAACGUACACUUUAAGACAUCGGAUACUGAAGGUACCAUGGUUGCAAAGAGCAUACGUGGGUACGCAGGAAGAAGCAUGCGGGAAGCCGAUAAACUGUUGAGGAGUGAGACUGCGAAUCUUACGAGACUUCGCAGCGACGCGAAACAGCUCCCGCUAUCGUUCUUCAGCUCCUACUUUGGCCAGAACGUGUCCGAGUUCACGGGAAGCAACCAGAACCCAUCGUCCGGCAAGCUUUGGAGGAUCGCUGGUAAGUCUCUGGUUUUGCCCCGGAUUCUCGGCGGCGCGAGUGCUGAUUAA